Messenger RNA from Rhopalosiphum padi (bird cherry-oat aphid), 1683 nucleotides. RefSeq names its product ras-related protein Rab-38-like. Gene Ontology annotation, molecular function: GTPase activity; GTP binding. Gene Ontology annotation, cellular component: trans-Golgi network; lysosome; late endosome. Lineage: Eukaryota; Metazoa; Arthropoda; Insecta; Hemiptera; Aphididae. Bases 612 to 1256 code for a protein of 214 amino acids. The record is from RefSeq and is a predicted model, not a curated record. The transcript has 5 exons. Gene Ontology annotation, biological process: endosome to lysosome transport; phagosome-lysosome fusion.
UGCAGACCGAGUGGCGGAAGCGUAGCACCGGUCGCGGUGGUGGCUCCCUUAUAUUAUUACCAUGCGCCGCCCGCCGAGUCUAGCGCUGCCACCCGAACGUUAUACAACCGACGAGGAAACGGCUACGGGCCGAGCCCACGCUAUCGUGCGGAGGUGGAGAGUGUGGACGGCGGUCUGAGUUUCAAUGUUAGCCAGCCGCACCGUGACCGCCACAGACGUCGGAACGGUCGACCGUUCGCUUUUUUUUUUCGCAUCGACGAAUGUUCGUGUUUCACCGGACGCCUUCGGAGUCCGAAGACGGUAUUUUGGAGUGAACUGGACGACGAUCGACGGCAGUGAACCGACAAUAAUUAUUACUCAAAUAUCGUUAACGGUCUUACGCGUAAUAUAUAAUUAUAUCAUUAUUAUGUUGAGGUUGAUGCGUUGAGCUCGGUCCGGUGUUGUACCUAUACCACGACAGAUAAAUAACCGGCGAAUUUAUAAUUCGUACAACUCGCGUGCGCUAGUGUUGUAGUAAUUAUUAUAACAACAACAACAACAAUAAUAAUAAUAUUGUAGAAUAUUAUAAUACUUACGGGAAAAAAAAUAAACCUACUACGACGACAGUAAUUAUGUCGAGAAAUUCAUCAUUGGCUCCUACAGAAUACCUGUUCAAGAUUUUAGUCAUCGGCGAGCUUGGUACCGGUAAGACUUCCAUAAUCAAACGAUACGUGCACAAGUUCUUCUCGCAACACUAUCGCGCAACAAUCGGUGUAGAUUUCGCGUUGAAAUCGCUUGAAUGGGAUUCCAAUACCGUCGUCCGAUUACAACUAUGGGACAUAGCCGGUCAGGAAAGAUUCGGAAACAUGACCCGGGUGUAUUAUAAAGACGCACUUGGAGCAUUCGUAGUUUUCGAUGUCACGCGACCAGCUACGUUUGACGCAGUGACCAAGUGGAAACAAGACUUGGACGCAAAAGUCUCAUUAGAAGACGGUACACCGAUACCAUGCGUCUUACUUGCAAAUAAAUGUGAUGAGACUAAAGAAGGUAUGGUGAAUAGUGUAGCCAAGAUGGACGAAUUUUGCAAAGAAAAUAUGUUCACCGCUUGGUAUGAGACGUCAGCUAAAGAAAACGUUCACAUUGAUGAUGCGGCAAAAACACUUGUGUCUCAGAUUUUGAAGUACACUGCUCAAUAUAAACCGACAUACUUAAAAACAAAGGGUCAAGUAAUAUUAAACAGUGCCCCAAACGAUACGCAAAAAGGUUGCUCCUGUUGAUUAAAAUUUGAUGAAGUUAGUUAAUCAUUGAUUAUUUGUUUAUAUUAUUAUAUACUACAGUACAAAUUGUUUUUUUCUCAAUAUAUAAUGUCAAUUAUUAUUAAUGUUAGUGUCUCAAUAAUAUAUUAAAUAAUUGUAGACACCUUUUCAAUAUUAAUUUAUAAGCAAUAAGCAAAUGUAAUACUAUAGGUAUUAGUGCAUUGCAUAAUAGUUAGAACAAAAUUAAAUUACCAAUGAAGCCAACAUUUUGUUUCUAACUAACAAAAACUAUGUUAUAACUUAUAAUCCAUACAUUUUUGCAUAGUAUUCUGACCUAAUAUAUUUUAAUGCAAUAUUAGGCGUGUACCUAUAUAUAUAAUGUAUACUUAUACCUACUACGUACUUGUAUUGUAAAUAUGGUAAAAUUAAAGCAGAUUUUUAUUUCGUA